AUGAGGUUUGCCUCUCAAUUAAUGUGCUUUCCCGUGGGCGCGGGCUGCCAGAGCAAGACGCCCGCCGGACGCCACACCGACGCGAUGGGUGACGAGCAAGUGCCCGAGCAGGGCCUGGACAGGUUCAGUUAUGACUAUGAGACCAUCCGCAACGGGGGCCUGAUCUUUGCUGUUGUGGCUUUUGUCAUCGGGCUCCUCGUCAUCCUCAGCCAGCGGUUCCACUGCGGGGGGAAGAAGAAGAGGAGACAAGGAAAGGAGGAGGACCUGUAGCUGCAGAGCCGCCAUGGAACCAGAACUUCAUCCAAAGCAGAGAAGUCCUUGCCAAGGGCCACCCCUUGCCCCGCUCCAGUGGAUCCAUUACCCCGCUAACCCCAGGCCGGGCCAGAACGCAAAUUGCCCACGUGCUUUCCCCUCGGUUAGAUCCAGCAAGAGUUUCUUGGCUAAUAAAGUUCAAGCUGAGAGGUUAAA
Molecule: messenger RNA, 468 nt
Organism: Columba livia (rock pigeon)
Lineage: Eukaryota; Metazoa; Chordata; Aves; Columbiformes; Columbidae
Gene: FXYD2
Product: FXYD domain containing ion transport regulator 2
Exons: 6
Coding region: 1-270 (89 amino acids)
Biological process (GO): monoatomic ion transport; regulation of sodium ion transmembrane transporter activity
Cellular component (GO): membrane
Molecular function (GO): sodium channel regulator activity
Source: RefSeq, a predicted model, not a curated record